Molecule: messenger RNA, 2421 nt
Organism: Cimex lectularius (bed bug)
Lineage: Eukaryota; Metazoa; Arthropoda; Insecta; Hemiptera; Cimicidae
Product: monocarboxylate transporter 9-like
Exons: 10
Coding region: 275-2110 (611 amino acids)
Biological process (GO): transmembrane transport; monocarboxylic acid transport
Molecular function (GO): monocarboxylic acid transmembrane transporter activity
Source: RefSeq, a predicted model, not a curated record
GAACUACCGACUUGGCACAGCUGAGAGCCUCCGAGUUCUACCGUCUCGACUCCCGAUCAGUGGCCCAGUCAGUUUCGCUUCGUCGCCCGUCGCUUCGCAUCGUCUCUCUUUUUUGGGAACAUGUCUUUUCUAUUGAGGACUACAAUGUUAACGACACAACGAAACGUGUCGACAGUUCAACAGUGAUUUUUUUAAAAAUUGUUUCAUAUUAGUAUUUUCAUUUUAGUUGAAUAUUUCAAAAGUGUAUGUUCGUUAAUCGUCCUAUCCGGAAAACAUGGGAAAUCAGAAAAAUGAGGUCCCUGACGGUGGUUGGGGUUGGGUAGUCGUUGGAGGUUCUCUAGUCAUAUCGAUGAUCGCUGAUGGUAUAUCGUUUUCAUUCGGCCUCCUCUACAUAGAAUUCCUAGAAUACUUCGGAGCGUCGAAAAGUGCGACGUCGUGGAUAGGCAGUCUUUUCAUGGCAGUGCCUCUUCUCUCCGGGCCGCUCUGUUCCGCACUUGUGGAUAGAUUCGGAUGCAGGUGGAUGACAAUCGUCGGCGGAUGCGUUUCGUGUGCCGGCUUUGUAGCGUCUGCCUUUUCCACAUCGAUUGUAACUAUGUAUUGUACAUUCGGAAUUAUUUCCGGAUUGGGCCUUGGCCUCUGUUAUGUGACCGCCGUUGUAAGCAUAGCGUAUUGGUUUGACAAAAAAAGAACUUUGGCCACAUCCCUCGGCGCUAGCGGGACUGGAAUCGGAACUUUCGUCUACGCACCGCUCACGAGAUUGGCCAUUUCUUAUUACGGCUGGAGAGGGACGGUUUUACUAUUAGCAGGUACAUUUCUGAACAUGUGCGUCUGCGGGGCGUUAAUGAGGGAUCCCGACUGGUGGAUCGAAGCGCAAAAAUCAUCUCGUGCGAGUUCGCUUUGCCACGAUUUGGAUGAACUUAAGCGGAUGCUCGAAGCGGGUACCAUGAGCAACGAUUACGUCCGACCACCUUUGACACCGAUCGCCGAACAGAGCUACCACUCACUAGUCAACAUCCCCACAUUCGUAGAGUCCACCGACAAAGUGCCACCAGAACUAGUCGAGCACCUCCUGGGGAAAGAGCAGGCGUUAAGGUUGGCGAACCCGGGGAGGAUUUUGGAAGAGCGCGAUAAGACAAAAAGCAAAAGUUUAUCAGGGAGGCUUAAUUCGAUGUCGGAAGGAGAUGCAAACAGUCCUAAAUCGGGACGGGAAAUGACAGACGUACCUGAGGUCAUAGUCGACCAUUUCAAAACUGCAAACAGCCGUAGUCACGUUACCCGCCCUUGGGCUCACCGUUUAAGAAAUAUCCGUGUUCACAGGAAUUCUGUUAUGUACAGAGGAGCGAUUCUGAACAUGCACAAAUACAGACUGACGGUCUCUUCGUGUCCAGACAUUUUCAAGAAUUCUAUGACGACCAUCGCCAAGGAAGGAGCCGAGACUUGGAAAGACGAACUGGUAGACCUUCUAGAAGGUAUGACGGAUUUUUCGAUGUUCGGCGACCUACAUUUCCUCCUGAUGUCAUUGUCAACUACACUACUUUUCAUAUGGUUUAUCGUUCCUUACUUUUACCUUGCCGAUUAUAUGACCACCCUCGGCUACACCGAAGAAAAAGGAUCGUUCAUUCUUGCCGCUAUCGGUAUAGCGAACACUUUUGGAAUGGUCAUCAUGGGGUGGGUUGGAGACAAACCAUGGCUUAACGUUACUAAAACAUACGCAGGAUGUCUUAUAUUAACAGGCUUGUUUACAUUGAUAAUGCCGUUAGUGUCUGGGAAUAUGGUUACUUUGACACUCGCUUCAGUAGGCUUCGGGAUGUUCGUCUCUUCCAAUUUUUCAUUCACCCCUACGAUACUCGUCGAACUGAUAGCUCUGGAUCGUUUCACGACUGCUUACGGCUUGACUCUGCUUUGCCAAGGGAUCGGCACACUCAUCGGCCCGCCGCUUGCCGGUUGGAUAUUUGACUUGACGCAAAGCUGGGAUCUGUCCUUCUACAUGGCCGGCGGAUGGAUCGUGAUAGCCGGUGUUUUGAUGGCGGUGAUACCCGCUGUCAAAACUGUCAGACUUUGGGGUUCGGAGUCGCAAUCGGAAUCGCAAAGUCGCAGCGUGACCACUUAGGCCGGUGGUUUCUUCCCAUCAUUACACUUUCACAAGUGGCCUUCGUACGUGCCUCUCAAAGAAAAACAAACAAAUGUCAUCUUUUAGUCAUAUUACAAAAAGAUGGAUCGAACAAAUAUUUUUUUUUUGUAAUAAAUAUCAAAUAUUGUAGAAUUAUAAAAGAUUUAACAGUAUUUUAGGAUUUACUUUUAUUACCAUAAAAUGCGAGCUUUAAAAUCAUAUAACUUAUUGUGUAUGAGAUUUUUGUUUUCUUUAAGUCAUUUUAGUAAUUAUUUUUUGAAGAGUAAGAAAAAUGUACAAGUGAUAUAUGU